Messenger RNA from Fusarium redolens, 1158 nucleotides. RefSeq lists its product as uncharacterized. The record is from RefSeq and is a predicted model, not a curated record. The transcript is spliced from 4 exons. Bases 1 to 765 code for a protein of 254 amino acids. NCBI's taxonomy places the organism in Eukaryota, Fungi, Ascomycota, Sordariomycetes, Hypocreales, Nectriaceae.
AUGGCUUCAUUAUUUCGACGACAGGAUCCUGACCCGGAGCUAUGUAUGAAGUAUGCUCACUUUGCUUCUCAUAUGGUACGAUGGCAUGGUCAAGCAGCUAUAGAAAAGCUUGCUCAUAAUCCCAAAGCACGAACGAAACGGAUACGACAGUCGGUCAUGAUGUGUCUUGGGUGUGUCUCUGUCUCAACAGUCAUCGUUGUUAUGGAAGCGUAUUCCAUUCUAGCUCUUCAGUUUUGUGAUGGCGAAGACCUCAUCUCACUCUACUGGUCUACCUGGACCAUGAUCCAAGUCGGUUCUUUGAUUGCAAUGAUUGGUAUCAUUCUUGCACUGGCACAUACCCUUCGUGGGAGACAGCAUCCACCAUGGGCACUUGCAUUAGGUACACCCGUUCUUGUGAUCGCCGGAUUUCUUCAUCUCUUCCACGAUUGCACAAAGAAGCGAAUCCGAAGUCAUCGUCGAAGAAACGACUUUGAUGAUAGCAUGGGGCCUCCAAUGAGUCAGGCUAACACAAUUUCGGUCAACCCCGAUGAAGAAGAAGACAUUGAAUACAAAGCACAAGUAAUUGGACUUACAUUCGAUGGUGGUCCAAUCAUUCGAUACACAGAUGCUGUACCCGAAACUUUGCCUGAACAUGCUGAACUAUUGGGAUACUGUGCACAGAGCAAGCCUAUUGUCAUGUGUAAACGUGAGACUGUUCAAUUUCUGAUGGACUCUCCAGCUCGAGUACCACCAUCAGCAUCACCAGCUUUUCGCAAGGGUAACUGAGACAUUCCGUUUCGGACCUUGCAAAGCUGAGGCAUCCAACGGCCGACAGGGAUGAGAUAAGAGUUGAGCGUCAAAGCACGCCAAGACAAGGGAGAUGCGCUUUGACUUUAUGCGUUGUUGUCGCCUGAACUAGCAGGCAUUAUUCUUGGGUUUCUUGAGUUACUGGGUUUGCUUGGGAGUUUGUUAUAGAUACAGGAUAAUGGCGGUGGACAUCAAACAAAAAGGAGGAAUGGGAUUGGGGCAUGGUUUGGUGUCAUGGCGGACGGAAAGGCUUCAUGAUACUGAAGAUAAGAUACCCUGAGCGAUAAGAUAAUAAAUGGAUUUUGUACUUGCAUAAUUCGGUGCAUAAAAUGUGCAUCUCAUCGAGAUCGUCGGUGAUGUCAGCGAUGAUCU